AUGGGUCAGCCUAAUCAAACUAUACCUACUGAAUAUGUCAUGAAUGAAGUUGGUUCAACAGCAACAACUGAAGUUGUUGGAGCAGAAUUAGUUAAUACCCAACCUACAAAGAAGAGGAAAGCUAGUGCAAGUGGUUGUAGGCAAUCAUCUGCUUGUUGGGAGCACUUUAUUAGAUUACCAGAUGACUUAGUUGAUACACCAACUGCAGCUUGUAAACACUGCCACAAAAAAUACCUAUGUGACCCUAGGACUCAUGGCACCACCAACAUGAACCAUCACAUUCUAAAAUGUGCAAAGAAGCCUAGAACCAUUGAUCCCACCCAAACUAUUCUGACAUACCCCUCUGCAGAAGGAUCUAGUUUGGGUCAUGUUAGCUCCAAAUUUGACAAGCAAGCUUGUAGAAAAGCUUUGUCAAUUUUUGUGGUUCUAGAUGAACAACAAUUUAGUGCAGUUGAGGGGGAAGGUUUUAAGUACUAUUCUUAA
Molecule: messenger RNA, 483 nt
Organism: Lathyrus oleraceus (garden pea)
Lineage: Eukaryota; Viridiplantae; Streptophyta; Magnoliopsida; Fabales; Fabaceae
Exons: 1
Coding region: 1-483 (160 amino acids)
Biological process (GO): regulation of transcription by RNA polymerase II
Cellular component (GO): nucleus
Molecular function (GO): sequence-specific double-stranded DNA binding
Source: RefSeq, a predicted model, not a curated record